Molecule: messenger RNA, 510 nt
Organism: Nematocida minor
Lineage: Eukaryota; Fungi; Microsporidia
Exons: 1
Coding region: 1-510 (169 amino acids)
Source: RefSeq, a predicted model, not a curated record
AUGGAGUAUAUUCUGUGUGGCAUUCCUGCGGACACUGCGGGAAUGGUGAGAUACAUAGGAAUGACAGAGGACGAGUGUUCGGUGGAGAGCGUGUGCGAAGUGUCUUACUCGCUUGGCAGAUAUACUCUGCUCGUAAGCAACUGCACUAACGAGAACUCCGGUGAUAAACAGAGCAGAAACAUUCUAUCGAUAAUGUAUCCUCCUGAUAAGAGCAAAAACAGAAGAUCACUUGGCAGAAAAAAGAGUGUAAGCGAGUUUAUUGGUGAAGGAGUGUGCAGUGUGCUGGAGGAAAUUGGAUGCAAAAACAAAAGGGUGCGAGAGUACAAGAAGAGUACAUAUAAAUACAAAGGAGUGGACAUCAUCGUAAUAAAAAAAGAUGAAAAAGACUUAGUCAUUGCCAGAAGUGACAGAAUCGAUGGAGAAGCCGCAUUAGAAGAUGUAAGAAACAAGCUAAGUCUGUGGGUUAACUUGAUAGUACCACCAGAGUCCGUUCACGAGUGCAUGCUGUGA